GCACACAAAUUGCCUCAUAUUUUAAUAUCUACAUUUUGCUUUUUAUUAGCAUUCGCUUGCUCACUUUUCAGCGCUUUUUGCACGAAAUUGCGAAAUCAAAGUCAAAUUGUGUUAUAGAUAGAAUUUCCAUCGAGUUUUGUUAACAUUUCAUAUAGAAAUACCUGUAAAUCGUUGCGGUGUUUUUUUUUGUUGCAGAAACUAGUGCGCUGCCCGACACUGUCGUCAGCUGUGACAAGGUCGACUGCUUUCAGUUAAGGGAGUUUCUUGAAUUAUGUAUUUUUGGCAAAACAAAAGAAACCAAUUUAUGGAUGUGUAAAAUCAAUGCACUUUCCAUUUUGUUUGUUUGUGAAAACGGCAAAUACGAAGGUUGCACUCGUUUAAUUGAAAAUUCGUCCUGCGGUUGGCUAUUGAUUCAGUUUCUGUGCGAUCACGUGACAUUCGCAACCGGUCUUUAGCAACAAAGCAAAACAAAAGUUUGAGUAAAUAUGUUUAGAAGUGACGCAACCAGUUAGUUCGCACAAAAUGCGAUUUACUGCUAUUUUAUUGAAGCCCAAAGCAUCGGAAGUGUUAACGGCGUACCUUAAGCAAUGCAACGAACCACCGUGGACGUCGUAUUUUGUGAAGUUUAAAGAUGUUGAAAAUGAUCAGCGUGGCUGGUCGCACUUCAAUUGGACGCUUGAUUCUGGAGCGAAUUAUCACAUACUCCGCACAGGAUGCUAUCCGUAUAUGAAGUACCACUGCAGUAAGCGGGCUAUUCAAGAUCUUUCGUUGGAGGAUAGGUUCUUUCGAUUUUUGAAAGUUAUAAAUCUGGGGCUACCAAUGUUGUUUUAUGGGCUUGCAGCGAUUCAUCUGAUUACUCACGAGGAAUUAGUUCAUUUACCAAAUGGUGAUCGGAUUCCUAUAUACUUUCUUUAUGCGGAAGAUAAAGGAUCAAUGCACUGAUUAGUUUUGAUUUAAGUAAACAAGAAAAAAAUUUACCAAUCCACUAAACUAUGGAUGAUUUACUUGCAAUGCACACUGGGCCAGCAGACCCGAGUGAAUGGCCAAAACUCUUUUUUCUUAGGAAAAGGCCAUAAAACCGAUUAAAACCACGUUUAUUAUAGUUUUUUAACUCUAUGAAUGCGAAUCUGAAGUCAAAAUUAAAAAAUUCAAAAUGGCGGAUCCAAAAUGGCGGACAUGAAUUUUAAAAAAUCCGUAUUUUUGCUUCAAACUCAGAAUCUAGGGGUUUAGAACAAUGCACAUUACGAAUAUAAUGUCAACUUUGAGAAAUUCAAAAUGGCGGAUCCAAAAUGGCGGACA
Molecule: messenger RNA, 1299 nt
Organism: Anastrepha obliqua
Lineage: Eukaryota; Metazoa; Arthropoda; Insecta; Diptera; Tephritidae
Exons: 3
Coding region: 523-942 (139 amino acids)
Source: RefSeq, a predicted model, not a curated record